Symbiodinium sp. CCMP2592 is the source of this 6402-nucleotide messenger RNA. Lineage: Eukaryota; Dinophyceae; Suessiales; Symbiodiniaceae. The record is from the annotation of a GenBank genome assembly.
AUGCAACAACAGCGAAGGCUGCGGCAAUUCGCCUCGCAACUCCGGAACACAAAGCAGAUUUUCCGCCAGUCCAUCAGGCAAGACACUGUCCGGCACAUCGUUGCGACGGCUGAGUCCGCCUCCAGGUGCCCUACUGCGGAGGCUGUUCGCCGCUUGAAGCCCAUCCUUGGGCCGCCCAAGCGUCGUGCCAAGACUCGCAACGGCCUCCCACUUGUCCUCCGCCCUGACGGGCUCCCCGCGACCACCACUGAGGAGGUCGAAGAUGCCUGGAUCAACCACUUUGCUGGGAUUGAGGAUGGACUGCGCGUCACGCCUCAAGAACUCGCUGCCAGUUGCAUCCAGAAUCAACUGAAGCGGGAGCUCGAUUCCAUCGAACUCAACAGACACGAACUGCCGACUCGCAUCGAGCUUGAGCAAGCUCUUCGGGAUACCGCCUCCGGUCGUGCUGCUGGCCUGGACCUUGUGCCGGGCGAAGCCCUCCACUUUGCUGCUGCUGAGGCCUCGUCUGCACUGUAUCCCAUCUUGCUCAAAACGAGCCUCAGACUCGCGGAACCGAUCCAGUUCAAAGGAGGGAGUCUCCAGGCUGCAUGGAAAGGAAAAGGCUCACCAGCACUCUGUUCUUCGCAUCGAGGACUGCUCAUCUCCGCCACCGCGGGCAAGGCCUUUCAUCGACUUUUCAGAGCUAGAUGUGUGCCUUCGCUUGCUUCGGUUGCAUCUCCUUUGCAACUGGGCGGGUUGCCUGCCUGCCCAGUGACAGCAGUCUCCCACGCAGUUCGGAUGUUCAUCACUGCAGCCAGAAAGCACAAGACCUCCUUUGCUGUCCUGUUUCUUGACCUCCAAGAAGCGUUCUAUCGUGUAUGCCGUCCGCUGCUGACGGGCACAUCGGUCGAUGACACCACAGUCGCACAAAUUGCAGCGACUGUAAAACUCCCGCCGGGAGUUAUGCAUACAUUGCACAAACACUUACAAGAACGGUCCAUUUUUGCUGAUUGCGGCACUUCGCCAUGGCUUGCAGCCUCAAUGACCGAAAUCCUUGACGCCACUUGGUUCAGAUUCAGAUCUGGACAAACACUAGUUCGGACGGGCAUAGGGAGUCGUCCGGGGGAUAACUGUGCAGACGUCAUAUUUUCGUUUCUCUUCUCGCAAGUACUAGCCGAGUUGACACGAGAACUCAAGAGCAAGGGCUGCUGCACACAACUUCCCUCAGCGGCCUCCCGGCACGACAGCAUCUUCGUCGAACCGGCCCAGGCAGGCGAGUCUGCCACGCCCGUCGACCUGACGGAUGCCACCUGGAUGGAUGAUCUCGCGCUUAUGCUCUUGUCUGAUUCGGCGACUGGCAUCGUCGAGAGAGCACGCACUGCCACCAGUGUGUUGCUGGACGCCUGCCUAUCGAGGGCCAUGCUCCCUAACUUGGGGCGGGGGAAGACUGAGAUGAUCCUCGUGCCCAUAGGUAAGGGUUCACAGAAGGUCAGAGCUUCACUCUUCAGGGACAAGGAGCCGGUCUUGCACAUUCCAGCUGCCCUCUGGCCGGAGGCCAAAGUGCGCCUCGUUACCAGCUACAAGCACCUGGGCGGGGUGCUUCACUGUGCAGGCGACCUUUCCCGUGAGGUUCGUGCCAGGGUCGCCCAAGCCAAUGAUGCUUUCCAGAAGAGAAAAAGGCAAGUCUUCGGCUCCCCAGUUGUGCCGACAACUGCCAAGGCCAGUCUCUACAACUCCCUGGUUGUGUCAGUGCUGCUGCACGGGGCAGGUACCUGGCCCUCACCCAGUCCCAAGACUCUGUCAGCAAUCAGCUCCGCGCAAGAGCUCAUGGCGUGCCACAUGUGUCGACCCACAUGGGACUUCGAUACGGCUUUACAUGCCGGCCGAGCUCAGGUGCUGUCCUUUGUUGGCCUGCUUUCCAUCCCGGCACAGCUGCACAUUCAUCGCCUCAGACACCUUCUUCUCUUUGUGCGGCUGUGCAUCCCCCAACUGUGGGCCCUGGCCCACUGGGAAGGUGACUGGCUUGCUGCGAUACGAGACUCCCUUUCUUGGCUUUGGGAAACUGUAGACAAGGGGACACACCACCGUGAUUGGAUCACGGCCUGGAGCCACUGGGUUGUUCUCCUUAGAGAGUCUCCGGGGAGGUGGAAAAGCCUGUUGCGCAAGGCCGCGACGAACACAAUUCAACAGGAAGCGUGGCAGGCCGACCUACAACAACACCAUGCCCUCCUUGUCCGCCAGUUAAAGCGGCAUGGUGCCUUACUCCAUGGCUCCACACUGGAUCAUGCCGAUGCCGUACACGGAUGUGUACCCGGUCAGCGCAUUUUCAAAUCUCGCCAAUGUUGGUCUGUUCAUGCGUUCAAGACACAUGGCAGACAUGCACAGGGCCGUGGAGUACUCACAGGCCACCAAUGCCAGGCGUGUCUGCGAACAUACGCCAGCAAUGUUCGACUUUGCCGACAUUUGCGUUACAGCGCGUCUUGCAGAACACGCCUGCUUGCCAGUGGACACUCGUGUACGGUUGUGCCAGGUGUCGGUAGCCGCAAGAACGACGACAUUCAUGCUGGAUUAUGCCCAGCGUUGCCUGCUGAAGGGCCGUGCCUUAGCUUCCCGAGCGUGUCAACGGACAUGCUGGACAUGUGCCCUGUCGCUGAAAUCUGGGAGUGUCUCCAGCUCCUGGACUUCGAUGGAGAGGUCGCAAACGCCACUGACAGUGACCUCUGGCAACGGAUCCGCACAGCCUUCUCGUGUGUCUGCGCGCCCACCGAUCGGCUCCGUGCUACUGUGGUCGCUUGGCAGCGCAUGCUUGCUACUGCUAAUGGGCACCGCCGGCUACGUGAGUUUGCCGACUGGUUAGGGGCGGCCGACUUGAUCCAAUGGCUCAUCCCGCACGCCUCUGACCAACCGAUUCUUGCCAACUCGCUUCGAGACUCCGACAAGGUCUUGAGUAUGCUCGAUUUAGCUCCUGUCUGUGUUAGACCGCCAGAGCCGCUUGACCCAAAUGCUCCGGUGAUAUGGGUUAGACGGGAUGGCCAGACAUGUCCUAACUCAGACGACGGAGACAAUGUCAUUGUGUAUGACCACACCGAGUGUCUUCACCUGAUAAGACAGGGUGUUCCACUCGUCUUCUUUGAAGGGCCGUUUGAUGGAGUUGCUUUUGUUCUUGAUACCAGGGGUCUCCCGACCCUUGGUAUGCCUGACCACUCCUGGUCCAAGCCGCACACGCAACAAGACAUGCGCACUGCUGCCGUCUUUGCUGGCGACUUGACAAGAUUCUUUCUCCGUCUCUCGUUACUGGGUGUUGCCUGCCUUCUCAUUGGACAUGAGUCGGCUGAACUCGACUUGCAGGCGAUUUCUGCACUGCCCGGUGUGCUUCGUCACCAUCGGACUGGCACACACGUCAUCGCACAUCCAGCAGCCCUUCAAUUGUAUGCCCUUUUACUGCCUUUCACCACUCACGAGAAAGAGCAAGACGCUCACAUCUCAGGCGAGCGAAUGAGCUUGGUGCAGGUGGUGGUGGCCUGGCAGUUCCCAAAGACCAGCCGCGAGGGCGAUCGUGGGAGGGCACCACAGGCCGCCAUUGCCUUGAAGAGCUCGCGCUCAAUCCGACAAGCCCUGGCGCCCGCUCGAGCGGCGCUCGCCCAGCCAGAGACGGUGUCGGAUGCGAAUGUGCUGCUGGAACAACUCGUGGCUGCAGAGUCAGCUGCGCUGAAGGAGCUGACGUCCGCUGGCCGCGAUGAAAGCCGGGAUCCUUCGCCGCCAUGGAGGCUCCUGGUUCUGGAUUUUGACAGAACCAUCGCAAAGGAGCAUAUGUGGGGCACCUUCAAGGAUGCACCUCUGGAGCAGAUUCCGGUGGUCGAGGAAAGCUUUUCCAACUUAGCGCUCUUCCGGUGGCUGGUCCGGGCCAUCCGCAAGCGAUCGGGAGAGGUGGCAAUAGCAACCUUCGGUCGAAAAGACGUUGCUGGCAAAGCCAUGCAAUUCGCGCUUGGAGAGGACCAUGGCAUCUUCAUCACAACUCCAGCAGAUUAUCCCGACCCCUGCCAAGCAGAGGUCAAGGCUGGUGAUGGAGCGGCAGAACGUGUCGCCACCUGUCCUGAGGGCUCCGCUUGGCUGGGAAACAAGAACCGCCAGCUGGCGGCGCUCGCUGCACGAUUCGGCGUAAGCGCAAAGGACAUGAUGCUCCUUGACGACGACUUGAACAACAUUCAGGAAGCAGCGAAAGCGGGCGUCACUGCGCAGCACUGUCCCACCGGAUUGAACAAGGUCGCGAUCCGGAAAGCUGCAGAGACGCUGGGACUGGCAAACCCGCCGGCGGACAACAACCCGAAGGAUCCCUUCCUCAAUGUCGUGUCCAAUGAACUUCAGAAUUUGCAAGCAGUGAUCGAAGAAGCCAACACGCGCAUCCUGAAGCUCCAGAAUGAGAUCAGUUCGGUGGGCCAGCGGUCUCCGCGACUUUGUGGGCACGCGUACUCUCUCACCAAGCGGCCGCCUACUGCCAAUCCCGAUGUACCUCCUGAGGAGGCUACUACAUCGUCACUACCACUCGCCGACCGCCCUGUGGAUCGCAAAGCGACCGUUUCAUCGCAGAAUCUUUCCGCUCAGGAGACGCGAGCGGCCAGGAAUCAUGCACGUGUCACUCGUGUCGUGGCAGAUGACCCAGAUCUGCAAGGCACCGAAAACGAGAAGGAGCAAUUCAUGCGCAUCGACACUUCGAAGAACGGUCACCUAUCCGCGAAGGAGGUGACAGCCAUCGCCCUGACCCAUGGUGCACAGGUGACGGUGGCCAGCUCCAUCAAAGCAAUCCAGUACGUGAGCUCACGGCUGGGGGAGGAUACCUCGGGUCAGCCAGAGCAGGGCAAGAUGAGAAGAGGGAGAUCUCGCGCCGACGUCAACGUCGAGGGCGAGCUGGAUCUCCGCGGCUUCCUCUGUCUCCGUUCGGACCCUGAUCUUCUUGACGAGGCGCCUGACGAGCUCGUCGGGACGCUGGCGGCUCUUCGCAGGGCUCUGGAGGAAGAAUCGGACCAACACAUGUUCGAGACGAAUAAAGCCAAAUUCAACCAGAGGCAAAGGCAAGCCUACCUUACCGAGGGCCUAGAUGUGGGCAUUGUGCUGGUGAUCGCGGUCAAUGCUAUCGUGAUCGGCAUCGGAGCGGACAAUCCACAGCACAUCAUGACGUGGGAGAUCUUAGAGGUUGUUUUCUUCCUGGUCUACCUCGCGGAGUGCAUCGUGAAGAACCUGUGGUGGGGAGUGAAGAUUUAUUUCUGUGGUCCUGACCUCUCAUGGAACUUAUUCGACUUUGGGUGCCUUCUCGUGUCCGCAGCAGAGCUGGCCGUGAAGAUCAUUUUCGGCCUCGACGGCCAGAGUGCCGUAAACCUCCUCAAGGUGCUCCGGCUGGCCAGACUUUUCCGCCUGGUCCGAAUCAUGCGCUUCAAGAUGUUCAAGGAGCUGAAGCUCAUGGCUAUGGGCUUGCUUUCCGGAAUCCGAGCUCUGUCUUGGGCCAUCGUCCUGCUCAUGGUGGUGAUCUACACGAUCAGCAUCAUUACGAAAGUGCUCUAUGGCGACUACUUCGAGGAGUUUAGCACCGUGCCAAACGGCAUGUUCACGCUCUUCCGCUGCUUCACCGAAGCCUGCGAAGACUACGAUGGCAAUCCGUUGCCUGAGCAGAUGUACAUUUUGGGGGGCGCGCCCGGCUUCAACGCUUCGACUCCGCGUGACGAGAUCCCUCCAGAGUUGCUGACGUAUAACGUGGAUUUUCAGAUCGCCUAUGUGCUCGUCACGAUGUUGGUGACAGUAGGCUUGUUCAACCUGAUCAUGGCGGUCUUCAUAGACAAUGUGACCAAAUCCCAGAACCAGCGGAAGCAGAAGGAACUGGGUGAGACGGCCCUCGACGUAGAGGUUUCCUUGAAACUCCUGCUAGCAAGGUUUAUCAAUGAGCCGGGUACCGACAAGCCCGCAGCCGCCGUGAUGGAGCGCUUCUCUGACGACGUGGUGAACAAGCUGACGAAUCUCACCGAUACCGGGCGCAAGCGUCAUCAGCUCGAACAGAGACUUUGCGCAGAUGAGGCGUUCAAGCUGUUGAAGGAGUGUAACAUCAACAUCACGCGCGACAUCUUCCAAGCGUGGCUUAGAGACCCGGAGUUCGUCAAAGUCCUUGAGGAAGCCGAUGUUGACAUCUCCAACAAGUUCGAGCUCUUCAACAUCCUUGAUGUAGACCUGGGUGGUGAGCUGUCCGUUCACGAACUGCUGACUGGGCUGAUGAGCUUAAGGGGCGACGUCUCAAAGGGCGAUGUGAUCUACAUCCUACUUCGAGUGCGAGACAUGAUGGACCGCCUGGAGAUCAUGCAGCAGUUCUUGGAGGAGUCAAUCCAGUCGAACAAUCAAGCCGUCGUGCAACGGAGCAGCUUCCGACGGCUCGGAGACUAG